Molecule: messenger RNA, 395 nt
Organism: Ilyonectria robusta
Lineage: Eukaryota; Fungi; Ascomycota; Sordariomycetes; Hypocreales; Nectriaceae
Exons: 1
Coding region: 13-321 (102 amino acids)
Source: RefSeq, a predicted model, not a curated record
CAGCGAGAUUUGAUGGCCCUCCUCCGAGCUAAACGGACACAAAUGCUGGUAAUGCUGGUCGUGCUGGUCCCAUCCCAGAACCACGCUCCGCUUGGCUUUCUCGGGACUAGCCUGCCAGCUGGCUUUCGCUGUGGCGUCCUUCAACGAGGCUUGUCCGCUGGGCUGGGAGCUGAGGCGGGAAGAUUCAUGUUGGGCGCUGCCAUGCCGCGAAGCCAAGUCUUUGCCAGAAGCAAAUUCAACCCCUCUCGCCCCCUGACGCCAGGCGACCAUCCGGGGGGUUGGCCAGCUGAGGCAGUAGGAGGAUCGUCGCCGCCGAUGUAGAGAUCUCGAACAGAAGCAACGACAUGUCCACCCGUGAUCCCUGCAUCGCUGUCGUUGGUGGGUUUUGAGUCUCU